Messenger RNA from Camponotus floridanus (Florida carpenter ant), 2284 nucleotides. It is a transcript of the gene Ipp, whose product is annotated as inositol polyphosphate 1-phosphatase. Gene Ontology annotation, biological process: phosphatidylinositol phosphate biosynthetic process. The coding region runs from base 808 to 1914 and encodes 368 amino acids. The record is from RefSeq and is a predicted model, not a curated record. Gene Ontology annotation, molecular function: inositol-1,4-bisphosphate 1-phosphatase activity. The transcript is spliced from 5 exons. NCBI's taxonomy places the organism in Eukaryota, Metazoa, Arthropoda, Insecta, Hymenoptera, Formicidae.
GAAAGAUAAAGAUACAUAUAUAUUUAAGUCUCGCUUAAAGCUGAAAUAACGUUGGUGCAAUCGGUGCCUAAGUGACGGAUGGAGCGACACUUUCAGCGACGACUUCCCGAACGCAAUCGUAUAAUAUCGACAUAAGACUCGCGUCAGGUUAUACAUCGGGGAUCGAGAUCAAGGAUUAAAUUGAUUAGAUGGAAGAAGGAAAGUUUAAUUCCUCUCUCGUUCCGAUUAAAUUUUAUUAAUCUUCGAUACGUCAACUGACACGGGCUUUAGAUUCUGUAUAUCGAUCAAUAUCGACCAACGAAUCGAUGUUCGAUUCUUUUUCGAGCAACUUCAGUAUCUUUACCAAUCUCGAGGAGAUUUGUAUACCGGAGUAAAAUAUUUAAAAUUUUUGGCAGAGAGACAAGUCCUUUUCUUCGCUCUGUUUUUUUCGAUCGUUUUCCGGUGAAAAUAAAAUCGAGUUACUUCAUUUCGCGAUUUUGCAAUCUUUCACAUUUUGAAAUCCUGUCUAAAAUUUCGAAGCGAAAAACUUGGUUUCGAGGUUCAUAUUUAAUCAUAUCCGACAUUCUUUAAACACAACGAAUAUUUUUUAAUAUACGAGCUUGUUUGUUUUACCGGUACGUUACUUGCGCACGAGAUAUGUUUUUUGCAUUUUAAAAUGAAAUAUACAUAAGAUGAACAGCUAUUUAUACUCGUGCCAGCGCAAACUUGCAUUAUAAAUUGGCGUUUAAUAUUCAAAUGAGCCGCGAGUUUUAAUAAAUAACGGCCCGGACGAGGGGGAAGGUGUAUUCCUGUCACUGCGCAAAAAAAAUGAGGAGUGGUAGCAGAUUAUUAAAAGUUCUCCUGCAAGCCUCGGAGAAGGCAGCAAACAUUGCCAGAACCUGCCGACAGAAGGAAGCUCUAUUUCAGUUGUUGGUACAAGAAAAAUCUUUGGAAGAAAAGAAUCCUCGUUUCUUCCAAGAUUUCAAAACUUUAGCCGAUGUCCUCAUUCAAGAAACUAUUAGACACGACAUAGAAAUUGAGUUUCCAGAGCUGGCUAAGCUGGUACAAGGCGAAGAAACUAAUGUCUUCAGUAAUACCUUAGGAGAAUCUAUUAUUGUUGAAGUCUGUUCAUGCAGCAAAGACACAACACGACUACUGACUAAAGUUAUGGGCAACGAUGCUGUGGCAGCAGAACUGCUUGCUACAGAAGUCCAUAAAGAUAUUAAGCUUUCUGAUGUGCCAAUCAUGUUAGAGAUUCCCACUGAUUUUGACAUCAAUGUUGAUGAUCUUGGUAUUUGGAUAGAUCCAAUUGAUUCAACAGCGGAUUACAUAAGUGCAACGGAGGUCGUGGACGAGCAAACUGGUUUACAUUUAAGUGGAUUACGUUGUGUCACUGUAUUAAUUGGAGCGUAUAAGAAAAGUACAGGAGUACCAGUUUUGGGUGUAGUUAACCAACCUUUUUACACCAAUGUCGAUUCGCAAUGGAUAGGGAAAUGUUACUGGGGUUUUCUGGGAAGUGGCAUCAGCAAGUCUUCCAUAAAUAACACGUGCAACGCUGAUAAAAUCAUUUUACUCAGUCGUUUUGAAGAUGCAGAUGUAAAAUCAAAGCUGUUAAACAACGGAUUCAGACUGGUAGAAGUGGCUGGAGCGGGAUACAAGAUAUUGAGUGUUGCUCUUGGACAAGCGGCCGCUUAUAUUUUGUCAAAAGGUUCCACUUAUAAAUGGGAUACGUGCGGACCUCAAGCGCUCCUAUUAUCGGUAGGCGGAGGCAUCAUCGAGUUUAAAGAGUUUAUCAUAAAUCCAAAUUCAGAAAAUCUCAGUGUAAAUUAUUUACCUAUUGGCACGAAUUUUUCCAAUCGUGCAGGCUUAAUAGCGUACAGAGAUCCUCAAAUUUUAGAAAGGUUCAAGUGCAUUUUAUGUAAAUCAUCUCAUUGAAAUUAAAAAAGAGAAACACUGACGAAGCAUGAUAACAUCUGAUAUCAUAUUCUGAAGAUUUUCUCGAUAAUUACAUAAUAUAAUUUAUGUUCGAUUAUAUAAAUGAAUUGUAUUUCACAUUCCACAAAUAUUUUAUUUGAAAGAUGAUGUGUUUUUAUGAAUUAUCUUUGGUGAUUAUUUUGUGAUAUUAUCUAUAGAAUCUCUAUCUCUCUAUCUCCGAUGCAAUUGUACAAGAUGUUUAUAAUAUAGAUGACGUGUCCAGUAAUAAAUUAUAGCUAUUGAUUCCAGUAAUACAUCAUAGCUAUUGAUUGGACGAAUGGAUUAUUAUUAUUUGCUUAAUUGAUGUUAAUUGUGAUAUAAUAAAUAUGGG